AUGUUGGACCUAGCAAGCGAUAACGUCGAAGUUCGUGUUCUUACACCGUUAUCAUCAGCAGCAGUCGUGGCCGAGUGGUUAAGGCGUCUGACUAGAAAUCAGAUUCCCUCUGGGAGCGCUUCAUUCAGCAUAGCACACGCUCAACCCGGCGGAAUGGAAUUAAGCCCAAAUAUAAUCAACGCACUUAUAAAGGCUUAUGGAAUGAAGAGCCAAAAUGGCGGGGAAACAAUACAGGGCGAUGAACAACCCCAAGAGAUUUACCAACAGCAACUCCCUCCUCAGUAUAACAGACCAAGUCCACCAAACCAACAUGGUUACGAUAUAGAAGAAAGUGAACAAGAUUAUGGUUUACCUCAGAGACAACAUGUGCAUCCACAACAGCAUCCACAAUUGCCUCCUCAACGUCCUCAACAACCACCUCAAGGUCCUCCACAAAUACAUACUAAUCAACCACAAGGUCCUCCACAGAUGCGUCAUCAACCACCACAAGUUCCUCCUCAACAUCCUUCACAAAUGCAUCCCAAUAACCCACAAGGUCCUCCUCGUCAUCCUCCACAAAUGCACCCCAAUCAACCACAAGGUCCUCCUCGUCAUCCUCCACAAAUGCACCACAAUCAACCACAAGGUCCUCCACAAAUGCAUCCACAAGGUCCCCCACCAAUGCACCCCAAUCAACCACAAGGUCCUCCAAAAAUGCAUCCACAAGGUCCCCCACCAAUGCAUCCACAAGGUCCCCCACCAAUGCAUACACAAGGUCCCCCACCAAUGCACCCCAAUAAACCACAAGGUCCUCCACAAAUGCAUCCACAAAGUCCUCCACAAAUGCAUCCACAAGGCCCCCCACCAAUGCACCCCAAUCAACCACAAGGUCCUCCACGAAUGCAUCCACAACACCCACAGUUACCCCCACAAUCGCCUCAAAGACCUACCCCUCCCCAAGGACAUGGACACCCAAACGAAGAACAUCUGACACAGUAUCGUCAGCAAAUGCAUCAGCAAAACCAGCAGAUUCAGCGUCAUCAGCAAAUACGUCAGGAAGAUGAAGAAGUUUCAUUCCGUCAUAGGUUUCAUCCUCAACCUCAGCAGGAAGAAUCAGAAGAACCACAGAAAGUCUCCAGGACUUUAAAGACAGGACCAAUGAGAAUAGUCCGUCCUUCUCAUCAAUAA
Messenger RNA from Macrosteles quadrilineatus (aster leafhopper), 1167 nucleotides. RefSeq names its product basic salivary proline-rich protein 2-like. The transcript is spliced from 2 exons. The record is from RefSeq and is a predicted model, not a curated record. Bases 1 to 1167 code for a protein of 388 amino acids. Lineage: Eukaryota; Metazoa; Arthropoda; Insecta; Hemiptera; Cicadellidae.